This is a messenger RNA of Corticium candelabrum, 2024 nucleotides long. Its product is annotated as SH3 and PX domain-containing protein 2A-like. The coding region runs from base 184 to 1767 and encodes 527 amino acids. The transcript is spliced from 6 exons. The record is from RefSeq and is a predicted model, not a curated record. Gene Ontology annotation, biological process: cell migration; signal transduction. Gene Ontology annotation, molecular function: signaling adaptor activity; receptor tyrosine kinase binding. NCBI's taxonomy places the organism in Eukaryota, Metazoa, Porifera, Homoscleromorpha, Homosclerophorida, Plakinidae.
CUCCUGGUGCACGGGCUUCCAUCCUUAUUCGGUUUUCUCUUGCCGCAAAUAACCGUUCGUUGGAUUCGCUGAGACAGCCUUGAUACUUUAGCGACUUCUCCGUCCGUUCUGUUUACUUUCGCAAUUCGCUUGCUCUCUCUAGUGUGUGUGUGUGGACUCGAUCGUUUGUGUGUGUGUGUUGACAUGAUGAGCCGCUCUCCUCGCUUACCGCCGGUUCGCUCUGUUUCUUUGCAGAUGAUCGCAAUGGCGAGUCGAGUGAAGUCGAGUGCGAUGUUGAAGAAAACAAACAGUCAACCGUCGCUGCUCUUCUACGCCAUCGCCGACUUUGAACCGAACGACUCAAUGAUCGGUGCUCUUCGGCUCGAACGGGGAGAUGAGGUGGAGGUUUUGAAGCGGGACCCCAGUGGAUGGUGGUGUGUGUCAGUACAGGAAAAAACUGGAUGGGCUCCUUCAACGUUUUUGAGCAUAUAUCGGAAUACAGUGAUGGGAGGAGACACGGGUGCGACUGCCAUGGGCAUCGUGGAUAAGUCACAGCCGUUCAGAGACAACGAGCAUGAAGAGAACGGGUAUCUGACGUUGCAUAGAAGGAGAAAUGCGCCAUUCUUAAGUGAAGAAGGGAGUAAUGUUUCUUUAUCCGCAAAUGAAAGAGAGGACGACGUCGAAGAUGUAGAUGAAGCAGAAGAUGAAGAUCCCUAUGUGGAUCUGGAAGGAACAGAUAUGUGUGUUGUCAACAGGGCUGGCAUUGCAGUGGACGAUGAAGGUUACGUGAAGAUUGCUGCAGUUCCACUGCCUCUUCCUGCUGUGUCAAGUGGUUCAUGUCCACAGCGUAUUACAUCUACCGGAUCUUCUAUAGACAGCAGUGAAAGCUGUCGCAGUCCAAGUCCGACUAAUUCUUCAAUUGGUGACAACUCACCAUUCCCACCAUCUCCUAAAAGAGAAGUGCAGUCAAAUUGUCCCGCUAUUCCACCCCGUAGAUUGCCACGCCAACCAGUACCCAAACGUCGGCCUACAGAACAACUAUUUACGGUUGGGUCUGUGCAAUUGAAAGGAGGAUUGGGGAUUCGUUGUCAGACAGUAGACAAGAGAUCAACCGAGGAACACAAAUCUUCCCCUAAAUUUGUAAGGUCAUUGACCGAUAGUCAACUGUUAAAUUCUUCUUCCCCUGCAAACGCCAUGAGCAGACAUAUGAUUGAAGAAGUACUGCCAGAAGACGAGCCAUUCUGUCUUCCACAGAGGGAACCACCACGACAAAUACAAUCAUCACAAAACGACAGAAGAAUUCAAUGGACUGCCCAAUCGCGAGCUCCAAGAAAGCCCAGAAGAUGUCUAAGUGAUGACACUGUAAGACUAGCGGCACCAGAUAUUUCUCCUGAGGUUGAUCAUCAUCGCUCAAGCAUGCCAUCAAGUAGAAUUGUUGGCAGUUACGCGGCUACUAUAGGAAACAUGCCAUGGUUUCACGGAAGGCUCAGUAGGCAAAAAGCAGAAAAUCGUCUAUUAAAAGGCAAUGUUAACGUUGGAGACUUUCUUGUUCGAGAGAGUGAGUCCCAACCGGGUAAUUAUACAAUGUCUGUUAGAAGCAUCACAAGUGAAGCAUUGCAUUUCAAAAUCACCGUCUUGAAUGGAGGAGAGAAAUUUGCCAUGGAAAACACACUCUUCAGUAGCAUUGAAAAGAUCGUCGAGUUCUAUCAGACACACGAUAUCUUUGAGACAGAAGGGCAGCGGCUGAAGCUCAAUAAACCGGUCAAGAAACGAGAAGCAGUAGGGUAGAGAACAUUGUUUAGAUGUAGAUGAGUAAUAUUCAAAUAAUACCAGCAUGUGCUCUUUAGUAAAGAUGGACAGCAUGUUGUAGAUUUAUUAUUAUGGCAUAUUUAUUCAACUAGUUUCUGAUGUACAAUCACCUGCUGCAUAUACUAUAUAGUAGUUGAAUCAAGAAGUAAUAGAGUUGAUCUUCUGAAAAGACUUCCAUCUUUUGCAAUAUUGCUUCAAAUGAUUUGUACAAUUUGUCUCGCUGAUAAUCAAACUGU